AUGCCUCCCCGCUCACCCCUCCCCGUGGGUUCCAAACUCUGGCUCCUUGACCUAGGCGAACUUGACAUCGACGCCUCGUACGUUCUCUCCGGCGCCAACGUGCCGUUGACGGGGCAGCCGCCUCAGAUCCAUGAAACCCGCCCAUGCCUCAUGAUAGCCGGCCUGCUCUAUCACCCUGAUGUCGGCCUCAUAUUGUUCGACACGGGCGCCUGCGAGGAUAUCAUCAACUCCUGGGACAAGGAGUUCCUUGAAUGUGCGCCGCGCAUAUGGCUUAGGGAUAUCCACUCUCUCCCAUCGGCAGUGAAGGCUAGCGGCGCCGGGGAAAUCACCGACAUCAAGGCGGUGGUCAUGAGCCAUUUGCAUUUGGACCACGCUGGCGGGCUGGAGCAUUUCUUUGGAACGGACGUCGAAAUCUGGUGCCACGAGAAAGAGCUCAAGAAUGCAUUCUGGGCCUCUGCUACAGGGCAUGACCUCGGGCUGUUUCGACCAGAUUACUUGCGAGCUGACCUACUGAAUUGGAAGACUGUCUCCGAGGAGGUCGUGGAACUCUGGCGGGGAGUGACGCUGCACUUGUGUCCCGGGCACACAGAAGGGUCUCUGGUGAUCGAGCUGACUCUCCAGGUGUCUGGCACUGUGGUCCUGACUGGAGACAUGUUUCAUGUGAUAGAAAACUAUGAGGAUGGCAGGCCGCAGGGUUUUCUUAUGAGGGACUAUAAUACGUGGCAUCGGAGCAGGGACUAUGUAAAACGACUGGUGCGUCAGACCAACGCAAAGGUGUGUCUUGGUCAUGAGAGAAGUUACUUUGAGCGGUUCGAGAAGAGCCCCAGAUAUCUGAUGUAG
This is a messenger RNA of Aspergillus calidoustus, 840 nucleotides long. The record is from the annotation of a GenBank genome assembly. NCBI's taxonomy places the organism in Eukaryota, Fungi, Ascomycota, Eurotiomycetes, Eurotiales, Aspergillaceae.